AAUAUCACUAGUCCACAAACAUGUCUAAAAGACUCUCUGAAGAUGUAGGGAAUGACAAUGAUGGAGAAGAAAUCCCAUUCAAAAUAAGGAAAAAUCUCUGUGCUGAGUUUGAUAAACCAACUCAAGAUGAACAUAUGCAAGUUUACCUCAGGAUAAGACCAUUUACAGAUGCCGAAGAGGAACAAAAAGAGAAUCAGGAUUGUCUAGAAAUAGAGGGAGAACACAAUGUGCUCACACAUGCUCCCAAGUCAUCACACUCUUACAAGAACUGUGUGUAUGGACUUCAGAAGACAACCAACAAGUACACCUUCUCCAAAAUAUAUGGCCAGGAAACAACACAAAAGGAGUUCUUCAAUGGCACUAUGCUAGGAAUAGUGAAAAACUUCAUUGAUGGACAGAACUGUUUAGUGUUUUCUUAUGGAGUCACAAGCUCUGGAAAGACCUAUACCAUUCAAGGCGAGCCUCGGGAUGCUGGCAUUCUACCUAGGGCUUUGGAUGUGUUGUUUAACAGCAUCAAUAACAAACAUCUCUCUGGGUACAUCCUGAAGCCUAAAAUGUUUAUGGAUGUGGUAAAGCUAACCAAGGAAGAGGCUGAGGAGGAGAGGCGAAAUAAAGAAAAAACCCUCAAACUGAGUAAUGACGAGGAUCCGGAUGUAAUGAGUUUACUUGGUGACGAUGCAUCAGAUGCCUCACAGCUAACCAACACCACUACAUGCUCAGAGAGUUCUAAUGUCUCCUUCCUGCCAAACAAAGAGUCCCUUGACCCCUCUGAGGCCUUGUUAGCCAUUGAGAGCCGAGUCCGUGAGGAGACAAGGGUGACGGUCGAUGACCAGGGUCAGAUCCUGUUCUCUAUUUGGGUCAGCUUCGCAGAGAUCUACAAUGAACAGAUCUUUGAUCUACUUGUGCCAAUCUCCAAGAAGAAAAACGCCAGGAGACCAGUGCUUCGACUGAGUGACGACAGAAAUGGGAGUCCUUAUAUCAAAGGUUUAAAGGAGAUAUGUGUAAAUAAUGCGGAUGAAGCAUACAAACUGUUAACCAUUGGUAAGAGGAAUCUACAGACUGCUUGUACAAAACUGAAUCACCAGUCUUCCAGAAGUCACUGUAUAUUUAACAUCAAGAUAAUUCGAGUGGUGGACAAGGCUAAUCCAAGGAUGGCCAGAGUCAGCAUGCUAAGUCUAUGUGAUUUGGCGGGCUCAGAGAGAUCAGCCAAAACACAGAGUGUAGGAGACCGACUGAAGGAGGCGGGAAACAUCAACACAUCUCUAAUGACCCUGGGGCGCUGCAUUGAAAUGCUCAGAUACAAUCAGAGCCACAAGGAUCAUCCAAAGAUAAUCCCCUUCCGAGAUAGCAAACUGACCCGCUUAUUUCAGAAUUUCUUCUGUGGACAAGGUCGUGUCAACAUGAUCGUCAAUGUGAACCAGUGUGCCAGCAUGUUUGAUGAGACGCAGCAUGUCUUCAAGUUCUCAGCUAUUGCUAAACAGGUGGUUAUUACACAAAAACCAGAUCUGAAAACCAGACUGCUUCAGUCUGCCAAAAAGACAGCUGACCUGAAGAAGAGAGCUGUCUCCAUCAGCUGGGCCACUCCAGGUCAGCUGAGGGAACUGAAUAGUGCUGCUGACCACAAUUGA
Molecule: messenger RNA, 1628 nt
Organism: Saccostrea cuccullata (small rock oyster)
Lineage: Eukaryota; Metazoa; Mollusca; Bivalvia; Ostreida; Ostreidae
Product: kinesin-like protein KIF20A
Exons: 11
Coding region: 21-1628 (535 amino acids)
Biological process (GO): microtubule-based movement
Cellular component (GO): microtubule; kinesin complex; nucleus
Molecular function (GO): ATP binding; microtubule binding; microtubule motor activity
Source: RefSeq, a predicted model, not a curated record